This is a messenger RNA of Triticum turgidum subsp. durum (durum wheat), 2316 nucleotides long. Lineage: Eukaryota; Viridiplantae; Streptophyta; Magnoliopsida; Poales; Poaceae. The record is from the annotation of a GenBank genome assembly.
AUGGCUUUUGAUACGAACAAUCUCGUGCUGCGCAUCAGGAGACUAGUGCGUUCCUCCAUCAGACUUGGGUAUCAUUCUGCUUGCCGACACCCUGAAGCGCUCGGCGCCGGCAUAGCGUUGUUGUUUCUUCAUGCUCUGUGUCCUCCUCUGUUCGCCUUUGUGCUGUCUUCCUCUCCGGUCAUCGUUUUAACCGCGCUUCUUCUCGGAGCGCUUUUGAGUUACGGUGAAGCUGCUGUGCCCUUGGAUGGAGAGGAGACACUGGAGGAGCAUGAAUCUCUGUCCCUUAAAUCCAACAUUCAUGUUAGCGGCUGUUCAGACAAAGAGGUUGAGAAUAUUGCUGUCGAGGUUCAGUUGGAGAAGAGAACUGAGACUGACAGCUGUGAAGUAGUACAUGUCAGGGAGAGAGCUUCCGAUGAUUGUAUGCACGACGCUCUGUGCGAAGACAAAAAUGUCACAUACAUUGCCUCUGAUGCUGCUGUUCUUAGUGAAGCAUAUGUUGAGGAGGAAACAACUCCCAGUGAUAAUUUGCAUGAUACUCACUGUGAAGAGAAAAGGGUCACAUUUGUGGCAGAUGAUACUGUUCCAAGUGCAGAGCCUUGUAACCAUCCUGAGAUCAAUGGCACCAUGGAAUGCGAAGAGCGCGCCAAGGAAAUCAGCGAGAAGGCCGAGCUGCAAGAGCCUGAAAGCACCUGUACUGGAAGCUGUAACGACGGUGUACACUAUCAGUAUCAGUUUGGUGAAUUCAUGAGAUCAUGUUGGCAACCUGUUAUGAGGCAGGAUCUUCCUUACUGUGGCUCUGAAUCUGAUCUUACUGAUGAGAGCUCUUCUCCUGACGCGUCAAUGACCGACAUUAUCCCAAUGCUUGAGGACCUGCACCCACUGAUAAAUUUAGGGACUGGUCAGCUUUCCUUGGCCUCCAGAGAGAACUUGAAUUCCUCAUCAGAUGAAAAUGAAUAUGACCUUGAGGAGGCGGAGGAGCAGGACGACAGCGUUAGCUCAGAUGAUGAUGAAGGAGCGGAACGGCAGCAAGAUAACGGAGUUAAUUGGAAGGAUGUUGUUCAGCUAAAUUGUUUGGAUAUGGAGCAAAAUGAUAAAUUGGGGAAUCUGGUGGAGCUUCAAAGAGCAAAGAACAUGCUCAAGUUUGAGCUUGACAUGAGGUCAAUUGACCUGCAAGCUGCUGACGCAACUCGGAAGCUGAAGGAUGCAUCAAGAUUCCGUGUUCAGGUCCCUUCCAUUUGCACACCAAGGCAUAACCCAUUCAACCCUUCAAGAGAUUCUGAGGAAUCGAUAGAGUUGCCGCAGAUUCCUGGCUCAGCACCAUCAGUUCUCCUUCGACGGCGAAACCUAUUUGAUCUUCCGUUCGACCGAGUCGUGCACCAGCACAGUCGAUUUCAGGAAACUUGGACUCCUCGCUCGCACUUUCCAUCAGCGCAAGCACAAAACACGAAGUACAGGAACUCUUUUGGACAAAAUCACUCUACUUAUCUGCCAUGUCACAAUGGUGAGAUGGGCGAUAGUCACUCGGACGGCGAUGCUGAGCAAGAAGAGAGCAAUGGUAAGCUAUUUGGUUUGCUGGAAGCACAUUUAGGCGAAGAGAUGAAAAUACUAAGUGCCGCAAUUUCAGACGUGGGCGUGCUGGGAGAGGUAAAUCAAGAAACAGACGAAGGAAACAGAAACGCUAAUGCCAGAGAUGAUGCAGCCUCAUUACCCGGAGCACAUGAUUCUGAACCGCACGGUGUGGAAGCAGACUCCAUGAGUGAAAUGAACUCACUGUUCAGGUGCCGUAUGGAGGAGGUGCUGGUGCAGUCCGUUUCAGAGGGCAGUGUCUGUCAGCCCUUGGGAGUCAAGCCUGAAGCUAUACCGAGUGCCCCAUUAUCUUCGGACUCGUGGAUGCAUGCCAACAAAGCGAGUUCGAUCGAGGAAUUGAAUUUUCAGCUCUUGACAGCCGAUGAAGCAGCACCGACGACCUGUGCUGCCUCUGGGCUCAAUGGCCACAGUGAGUCGAUUCGAGACCAAUCGAGCGAAGCAUUGCCUGUGGUAUACGAGCAGAGUUCAGAGCUGUCAACCGCAGGAGAGCAGCAGACUGCAGGUAUGUCUGAACCAAAUGAGACAUUGGCUACUUAUUCUGACGAGCUUCCUGUCGUAGAAGUUGUCAAUGUCUCGGUCGAGGAGAUGAACUCGCUGUUCGAGCAACUUGAAGAAGAGGCGCAGCCGAGCAAUGGUCGUAGCAAAAUGGACAUUCCUCAAGAUGGAUUGUGUCAAGUGGAGGUCGAUCUAGUGGAGCUUUCUCUAGAUCGCGGGUUGUCGGCGCCGUAA